AUGAAGAUCCUAGUAUUGGCAUUAUUUUGCCUGGGAGUAUGUUUGGCAAAUCCUUUGGAGAAAAAGGAGAAGAUAAGCGCCAUAGAGCAGCAGUCUGUGACGCUAACGGAUCGAGCUAAGUACGAAGAGGAACUUCUUCGUAAGCUCAACUCGAAAUGCUCCCAAAACGAUAUUAGUAGUUGCGUGAUGUUGAAGUUGGUGACGUAUAUGAACAAGUUGUUGAAGAAGGCCUCGAUCGAGCUCACGGAUGACAUCGAGAUCAGGAAGACGAGCCAAACGUCAGAGGAUGUGAUCACGUUCGAAGCUGGUAGAAGUAAGGACGAUGAGACGCAAUUUCUUGAUCUCGUCGCAAAUAAAUUUUACGCCUUCAUCAAAUCGAGAAGCAUCAACUGGAGGAUUUUACCCGAGGAUGAUAUUGUUGUGUCCGCGUCGGAGGAUGAGACUGGCUCGUUAAAUUUGGGUCUAUCUAUCGAGCGCGCUGACAAACCUAUUCAAGACGGACGUGGAAAGAAGAACAACAUGGGCCCGUUGAUUGCCGCGGCUGUCUUGAAGAUGGGCCUCAUCGCUGGUCUCGCAUUCAAAGCGCUCGCCCUCUUGGUCGGCAAGGCUCUUCUUCUAUCGAAAAUCGCUCUUCUAUUAGCUGGUAUCAUAGGUCUAAAGAAGCUCUUUUCGCAAGGAAAGCACGUGACUUACGAGGUGGUGGCACAUCCUCAUCAUGACCAUGGCCACGGCGAUAGCUAUUCCAGCGGAUGGGGGAGAAGUUUUCAUGAACAAACGCCGAUCUUUGGACAGUCAGAGGCGCAUGAACUGGCUUAUUCGGCGCACGUAAAGUAAAUAAUUUUUAUGGUCGAAAAAAAGCCAGUAUCCAAGGAUCGUCCGAGAUCGAUGAUUGAGAUGAGAAGUAUGACGUUCUCGGAUCCAUAUUUUUGAGAAUUUUCCGUAGAAUCACCCCGCAUAGUAUUUAUUUAUAUUAUCCGUUUUAAUUUUUUUUCCUUUUUGUCUUUUUUCCUCUUUUUUUAUCUCUCUCAUCUUCUGCGAUCGUUAUCGUUGCACCCUCUAACUCUCUUUGCAGUAAUAGCAAACAUACUCUGUUUAUUUAUUAAAUGUCAUGCCCGAAUUUUUGGACGACGAACAGCACGACGCAUGAAUACGCCAAUGACGCACAGCGACGCACCUAUUUACGGCAACGGCGACGUAAGGACGUCACAUUACGGAUUACGGAUACAUAGGCAGGUAAACAAGAGCAUCUCCGAUGUGUGAAGGACAUUACAAGAGUUUUACCUACUUUCGUGACUCUACUUAUAGAUAAUCGCGGAUACUGCGAGACUCUCGUCAGUAGGACAUUAGAUUAACCACGAGUAUUAUAUUCUAUUAUAUUCUUUUCGCUCUUAGUAUUUGAAUCUGUGAUAUCUCGAAAAUUUAGAUCUACAUUCACAUUACAUAUUAAAUAUGAUUAUCUUACUUUUGGGUUUAUAAUUUUGCAUAUUUGGCGCUAUAACUGUCUAACCGUUUUACAUGUUAAAUAGAAUUUUUGACAAAUUAUACUCAGUAUCGAAUAAUUAUAAAUUAAUGCUGAAUGUAGAGCUAAAUGAAUAUGAGAAUGCACACAGACACACACAUAGAUACACACAUAACGCACGCACGCACGC
Messenger RNA from Formica exsecta, 1649 nucleotides. RefSeq lists its product as uncharacterized. The record is from RefSeq and is a predicted model, not a curated record. NCBI's taxonomy places the organism in Eukaryota, Metazoa, Arthropoda, Insecta, Hymenoptera, Formicidae. The transcript has 2 exons. Bases 1 to 834 code for a protein of 277 amino acids.